CACAAGUGUCGCUCUUAAAUAUCUGAAUAAUGUACUGAAGAGCUAAAUAACUUGCGUUAAAAUACCCCAGGCUCACUGUUCUCAGACGGGUAACAAAACGUUCAAGUUAACGGCGAGUAGAAGUUAACACGGGAUAGACCGCAGGUCUGCUGUUUGGCUUAACUGGUUAGAGAAGAAACUUCAACAAAGCAAGCUUAUAAUGAGGGCUUACAAGAAAAGAUCACUGCCUGACAAACAAAUUGUCCCAAACAUGUCUAACAGCCAUAUGAAGGUCAAGAUGAAAUCCUGCAAUACAAGUAUGUCUGCUUCUUGCCACAGUUCAGUUUGUAGUAACAAUAAAACAAAGAAAUGUUACAGAGUGCCUCAAAAGACAAAAUGUCUGAAAACUAUAAAACAAAGAAAUCUAAUUCGGGGGCAGAGCAGCAACAGAUCUAACCAGCACAGUCAACAGUGUGAAAGAGGAAGGAAAGACGAAGAGUCAUGCAGCAAGUAUCAAGAUUGCCAAGGCAGCUGCUCACUAAACCUCUCCAGAAAAGAAAAACCAGUUGCAAAACCAUUUCCUUCAAAGAAGCCAAGCAUUAUUACUGAAGGCCGUCUUACAUCUAUCAGAGGCCUCUUCAGCCAUGAGGUAAGGUCUGUCAACAUUGAAAGACUGGUAAAGGAAAAGAAACAUCAAAAACAGGAAGGACAGGCCACAGCGAGUCAUUCACCUUCCCCUCCCUGUUUAAUUCCCCACUCAACACCUCCUGCUGUGGUUUCUGAAACAAGUGAGGAAGGCAUUUCUGCAUAUGCAAGUAAAGACCAGAGGUUACUGCCAUUAGAGCAAACAGAUUGUGUACAGACUAAUUUAGAUGGCACAGUGCCUCUAACUAUGCCUAGUGGGGAUCGGACACAUAAUUCUGCACAGAUUCAUGAAGCUUUUUCCAGAAGCCCUUUGGAUCAGAAAGACAUACCAGAAGUUGUAAUUUUGUCUUCAUCAGAAAAUGAACUUGUUCAUAAGUCCUUUCGAACACCUGUCAGCCCAUGUGAACAUAAGGUCAUUCCAAAAAAGAAAAUCAGACAUGACCAAAAGCGAACAAAUAAGGCAGCUGCUGUGGAUGUGAAGCAUGAUUUGGUAAUUGCUAAAAGACUAGACACUCCUGUAGGGUCAAAAUUCUUCAAAUUGGAUUCUCCUCAAUUUUUGAAUGCUCAAUUGGAUGCUCCUAGUCCUGCCAGCUUCAUGUUUUCUUCACCCACACUGGACAGUAAGAGAAUGCCAGUGGGAGAUGAAAGUCAACAUAGAAACCCUGAUUUUUCAUCCAACGAGGAAGCAGUGAGUAGACUGGCAUCUGGUCUGUGUAAUAGUCUAGAUUCAUUUCCACUACAACACUGCCGCCCUCUUCUGACAGAGUGCAGGAAAGUGCUCUUGCACCAACUGCAGGAAAGACAUGGCUCUCAGCUCCAGCACAGCCUACGUAGGCUGCACUCUCACAUCAGUGCAAAGGAUCCACGUUCAUCCUCAGACUCUACAGAGCAAGUCUGGCCCAGUUCAGAGCAAAAGUAUUUAGGCAACAAGCAAAUGUAUUCCAUCUUUACAAGGAAACAUGAAUUUAAUCAACAGAGUGAGACAGCAGAAUAUCCGACAGAUAAUGGCUCACAAAACCAUUGUCUACAAGAAGCCUUUUGUGAGAAUGUGGAAGUAGGAUCAACUUCUAAGAGGCAGAGGAAAAAAACUUGGGAGAUGCACUCACCUCAGGAUUUUUUUAGAAAACUCAGGCGACCCUGCCAAGAUACGAUGAGCCAGUGGAGUAUAACAGCACAGUCUCAAGAUACUCUUAGUGCAAAGCAACUCUCCAACUCUCAGAUGUUCUCCCUGCACCAGGCUUUUACUGCGCCUCAAACUUCAACACCAGUGUCUUAUCACUGUACAAAUAGGACUUUGGACCCAUUUUUCCUGGAGCCACAGAAGCAAGUAAAAGUAGGUAGUGGUGAAAGCGGGAGAAGACAUGGCACUGCACUGCCACUGCUAGAACAGUGGAGAAAUGACCCUGAUUUAAAUUUUCUGUUUCAAGAUGAGAACUUGGAGAAAUCCCAUUCAGCAUUAGGUUCUCUGACAGAAUUAAGGAGUUGUUCCCCUCACCAUGAGACUGAGAGUGUCAGUGUUAAACCGCACUUUGGUGCUUUCUCGUCUGUUUCAGCAUUCUUUCCUCCUGAAGGGUUUUGUUAUGAGCCUUACUAUCAGUUUCCACAUCCAUCUAACUCUUUUAAAAAUUUGCCAUGA
Molecule: messenger RNA, 2260 nt
Organism: Clarias gariepinus (North African catfish)
Lineage: Eukaryota; Metazoa; Chordata; Actinopteri; Siluriformes; Clariidae
Exons: 5
Coding region: 200-2260 (686 amino acids)
Source: RefSeq, a predicted model, not a curated record